AAUGACAUGAAUCAUAAAAAAUUAUGUAUUCGACGACUAUUCGUGUUGCUAGCUUGCUUUCUGUUUUUGGAAGCAAAACGCUCUUUUCAGAAUCACUCACUUACUUUUCGCUGAACGUUUCCUGAAGUAAAUAAUUAGUUCAACACAGACCACCCAGCUUUCUUGUGUGCUGAUUGAUAAGGCAAACAUAGUUUACAAGUGGAUCGUCCCAUUGGAGGAAAGUACGGUGGUCACGUUGAGCUGACAGAAAGCACCCCGAAACGCAGCUGAAAACAACGGCGAAAGUGUGUGCGUUUAGUUUCUGCCGGAAGGUUUGUCCAGAUUCGGAUCGGCGCGCUUUCCGCCAGUAGUGCGUGGGGCACCGUCAAUGGCGUCAUUGCUUCCCCUAUCCGUCCGCUGGAGGUAGAUCCCACCACUGCAUGCUAGCGUUUCCGAAGCACCGCUUUCCAGGCACUCGGGGAUCGCAAGCCGGGUCGCAGCGGGCACCAGCUGAGUGAUAGCCCUCUUCCGAUAUCUUGAGUGAGCUGACGAGUAUCCUCAGCUGGUCGUGGUGCCGUGGCGCAUGUAGAGUUCAGAAGGAAAGGAGGCGACGUCAAAAUCAUUCCUACCUCUGGCACGAGAAAUUGGUACAGAAGAGCCUCCGGAAUACAGCGGUCGCGACGGAAUUGUCCACUGAAUGGACUCGCCGCAAAUGGAGCAGACACCGGAGUGACAGUAGCACUGAACCAGGCGUCCACCACCACCUGCAGCGUGCUAGCGUCCCAGGGAGUGGAGGAAGGUUAGCACGGUCGCACCGUGACCAGUGCCGGUGAAACAGUCUGGAGAAUGGCCUCUCCACACCACCAGCCUCAGGAGCGAAAGCCGGCUCGGCCUCCUUCGACUAUCUCCGUGUCCGGUGUCGGCCAUAGUGGCUACUUAUGGCUCACAAAGAAAUCAGGAAAGCUGAAGUUGCGAAAGACAAAGACGAAGUUAUGGUUUGUGUUCGACGUUCCCAGUUGCAAGUUGAUGUUCUCGAGGAGUCCGCAGGAGGCGGUGGCCCAACCGACAAACAUAAAUUCUCUGGACCUCAUUGAUUCGACGUUGAUGUUCGGGCAAGACAAGAACCAGUUCAUCAUAAGUGUCCAGGGCAGUGAGUUCCAUCUGACGGCCGAUAGCCACGACUCGAUGAUGAAGUGGAUGAACACCCUGCAGGAUUGCCGUGAGCUGCAUCGCAAGCAGCUGGAAGACCUGGAGAUUGAGCUGGUGUCGACGGUGUGCAUGGAUGUGCCAGGCACGGCAGAAGAUCUUCUUCCUGGCACUCUACUCGGCGGAGAUUCGGAUCAAGAAGAUGGCACCCACUCUGCUGGAGCUGCACGUAGCAGGUCCCCACGGCAGAGCAUACCACAGGCAACCAAAGAUGACAGACCUGAUUCAGCCGAGCCUUUGUCAUUGACAAUUGGCUCACACGCUAGUGUGGUGCUGGACCCGCACGAGUUCCUGUCGGAACUGAACACGCACACCGCGGCAGUGGCUAUACUGGAAAGCCCUAGUGAAGAGGUGAUACCCAGACAGGACAGCCUUGAGCAGGGCGACCUGACACCCACGCUAUCAAGCAUUGCUACUCUGGAAGCGCUACCGGGGAUGGCGCCUGACAGCAUACAGGAAGAGGACGAAACUCAAUGGGACUCCGGGAGUGAGAAGGCGUCCUGCAACUCGAUUGUUUCCGACUCCUCCAGCGCCACGCGCACAUCCUCCGGCGAUGAUGUUGACGUGGACGUUGCUAUGGUGACCGUUGCCAGGGGAGCGCUGCGACCAGAGCCGAUCAGCAGUGAGGUCCCGGAGGCCGAUGAUGCUCUGUCGUCGGACGAAUGCCUGGUGCGGCCGGUGCAUCGCACUGACUCCAUGCAGUCUUUCCACAGUGGCUACACAAUGUGGGAGCACUUCAACUGCCGCCAGUCUGAGGUGGGCCAGCACGAUCUCGUGGUCAUGGACGACGACGAGCCGACAAACACGAACGGCUUCUCCGUCAGCCAGUACGCGUCACGUCUCAACGAAGAGAGGAAAGACCGGAGGGAUUCAAAACAAGUGCAAUCUCUGAAGGCAUCCCUCCAUCAGCUGGAGAGUGACUUGAGAAUGGCACUGAAUCAGGUCUCGUUGCUAGAAAACCGAGAAGUAGCGUACAGAGAGAAACUGUCCAAGGUCGACGAUAGCUCAACCACCAGCAAGCCCUUACAGAAGAAUCAACCUGAUUCGGGGCCAUCCCGUGCCAAGCAGAUCACCAUGAGAAUACGGAGAAGUGCGUCCACAGCAUCCGACGUGCACACCAACAGGGAGAGAGAAAGUGAAGUCGAGGACCUGAAAAUGGCGGCGGAUAGAUACCAUGAACAAAACAUCGUGAUGACAAAGGAGGUUGUUCAGCUUGUGGAGGCGCGGCGCGAGGAGCAGAAGAAAUGCCAACAGUACACCGUGCAGUGCAAGCUACUGUCACAGGACAUGGUUCGUCUGAAGAUCUCCUAUGUGGACGUGCUGCAGGAGAGCUAUCCGAUUCGAUUGAAGUCUGCACCAGGUGACCGGUGGGAUGAGGACUCCGGCAUAGAUCCACUGGAGGCCAAGAAUCAGCAACGAGUGUAUGCGUUACUGGCAGAGUGUCAUCGUUAUGAUAAGACCGUGCCUGUGUUCAACAAAUCCUUUCCGGGUGGCAAACACAUUGAGGAUUUUGGCUUCAGCCACACAUGGGACGAGUACAACGUGGAUAUGCACUACUAUCUGUGUGAUCUAUUGAAGAGACACUACAAACGGCAGCUACCUGAUUCAGUUGCGAAACGCCAGGACAAGAACUGGAAGACAUUCUUGGCUGACAAUCUAUGGGACAUGAACAAGAUGGCGCAGAGAUCUAAUGACCUGAAGAGCCUGAUCAUCAAUGGCAUCCCUCCCAAGCAGAGACCAAAUGUUUGGAAGAGCUUGAUCGGUUUGCGUCUGAAGAAGUACCGGGAAACCAAGGGUCCCGGCUACUACAAGAGCUUACAGGGAUACCAGAACUCCCACUCUAGGCAGAUCCAGGUGGAUCUUCAUCGAACGCUCACAUCGCACAUUGAAUUUGUGCGCGGCUCCGAGAUGAUUGCCAAGCUUCAGCGCAUCUUGCUUGCGUACAGCAUCCACAACCCUCUUGUUGGAUAUUGUCAGGGCAUGAACAUGCUGGUGGCGUUUGGACUGCUCAUUCUGCAAGACGAAGAGGAGACGUUCUGGUUGAUGGUGGCACUGGUGGAGCGCUACCUGCCCGAGCACUAUUUCGACAAGAAUCUCGUCGGUGCUCAGGCCGAUCAGCUGCUGAUGAAAGAGCUCCUGGAAGAGAAGCUCCCGAUGUUAUCACAACACCUGGACUUCUAUGGCAUUGAUGUUGCCAUGGUGACGUUCAACUGGUGUCUGACUGUGUUUGUGGACGCCGUGCCAACGGAGACGUUGCUACGGAUAUGGGACUGUUUGCUGUUCGAGGGAAGCCGCGUCCUAUUUCGCUUCUCGCUGGCCAUCCUGCAAUGGCACGCCCCACGUCUUCAGCGGAUCCAUGACCCGAUUACACUCUUCCAGCAUCUGAAGCUGAUGGCCAAACUAGCGUAUGGAGAGGAUGAACUGACAAAGAUUGCGUACAUUGCCAUGCACCCGUUUGCAGCACGCAAACACCUGUCUGCACGACGCGAGCACUUCAUGGCCAUCAAGCAGGCAUCCAUCGAUGAAGAUGACGCCGCCAGGGUCCGCCAGAAACGAGAACAGGCACCUGUGGCGUUCAAGUCACCCAUGCAGCGUGGGUCCAAUCGACCGUCGGACGUGUCCAAGAGAGUCACGGUGUGGGAGUGUGCCGCACUGGAAUCUCCUGAUCUGCUGUGGCUGUGCGAAGGAGACCGAGAGGCCGGCUAUGUGUCGAUCCUGCGCCCAUCCACUGCUCAAGCCUCCCUCAUCGAAUGUGACUUACAGUCGCGUAUCAUGUCCAUAUGCAAGCUACAGGACCGGCACAUGCUACUGGGCACAUUGCUGGGAACACUGACUGCCUUCCUGUCUAACACUGGGUGCGAGUUGUUCACCAUACAACUGAAAGACUCUGUUCUCUCUCUGGCUUCGAUGAAAGACGGCAAGACGUUUGCCGGACUGGCAGAUGGAACACUGGUUGUGUUUGAGAAAUUCACGGCACAGGCAAUAUCGCGCGAGGUCCCAAUCCAGUCUGGCGUGUCCAUCACCUCGUUGCUGCUGGUCAACACGGAGGAGCGCGGCUUGGAGCAAUCAAUGUACACACCGCGUGUGCGUCGGCGCACAACGGCCAGCAACUAUUCCGACUCCACAGACCUGGAGCAGACGACGGAGGAAGACGACAACGGGGUGCCUGAAAACGCUAAGGAUGCGUCUGAAAUCACCAAGGAUGAUACCUCGGACGUGCCGCAACAACCUGAGAACGGUGGUGGUGAUGAAGUAGAGGGAGACGGUGGCGGAGAUGUACCGGAUUCGUUUGGCGCUAUGCCCAGUCUGACGGCUGUGGAUGGCGGCGGCAAGGGCCGGAAAGCAAAGCUGGUGGCGGAUAGGACUAUCAGUGAAGGCGUGACUGUGGAGCAGAGGCAGCACAGUCGGCAGCACACUCUGUCACCAGCAUCCUCACUACUGGGCACCGGUCCAAUGCUGUGGUGUGGAUGUGGUAACAAGCUACUGGUACUGGAUGCAGAAACUCUAGAGGAGGUCACAUCGAUUCAGUUGUCCACGAAUCAGCGUAACAACAUCAGUCACCUGCGGCUCACCGACCAUGGCGUAUGGACUGUCAUGCACAGGACUGCAACCAUAGACCUGUGGGACCGGCACACGUUCAAGCGUCUGCUCUCAGUGGACUGCGCUGCGCUGCUCGUGCAAAGGAUCGAGGAGGCCGAAGAGGCGUUUGCAGCUCCCGUGUCGCAACGUGCCACGGGCUUUGCGGUCGGCAAGCACUCAUUAUGGCUCGGCACAGCCAAUGGAUAUCUGCUGAUAUGUGACAUUGUGGACUGUACGCAAGAGUCAGGAGGUACAAACACAUCGGGAAACCCAGCUGACGCGACAGACUUGACCAGUGAAACCAUGCCCGGGCAAAGCAAUCUGGACGAAGCGCCGCCGUACAAACUCAGGCUGGCCGGCCUUCAUCGUGUCUCGGAAGACGCUCUCCGUGUCCUUGUUGUCGCACAAGCCGAUGGCGAGGACAUUGCCCUGCACUGUCCGCAGCACUCGCCCCCUCAGCUGUGGCGACAGCAGCCGUCCACGGAUGAAACCAAGGACGCUGGUCGUGUGUGGCGCUCGCAAGUCGUGGACUGUGAGAACACGGUCAUCGAAGAUCUCCUGCACCUGGAGAAAACACGCAUGCAGGAGCAAGGUUUUCCGGACGUUAAAGGAUCCGGCUCGGCUGGACGAUUCCAGGAGUCCAUGGACUUUCUAGCUGAAGCUGAGAUGAUUGACCCGGAUGAGAUCAUAAUCAAGCCGGCCACUAUCGACGAUGUUCCGGACAGUGAAGAGGUGGAGGACAGCUGAGCCCAUCACGCGAUGCCGCACUCAGGGUUCCCGCCGUGCAUUGCCGCGGAUGGUGCACAUGCUGUAUGCGGCACACGUGUUGAGCUUUUCGAUGCAUGCUUCUGCCAUACUACUUCUGCGGCUGACAGGUUGUCAUGGGAACACUUUGCUAGUGUGAGGUGCUGCGAGCGGUGAAUUUUGAUAUUUCGGACUAUCCUUCAGGCAGCAUACGUGAAUGAAUAGCCCCAAAUGCAUGUAAGAUUUCUUAGAAAUACGGUAUUAUUUUGGAGUAAAAUUAAACCUCGGCCUGAACCCCAUGCAGGGCUCUGGCCGCAUGUGCGAAUCUCUGUGCGGACACAACUAUCCAGGAGGUCCUGCACAGGAUAGUUAUGUUAUGUGCGCGUUAACAGCCAUGUAGAACACCAGCUCUGCACUAACUGGCGUUGGCUGGUAACCUGGCCUGGUACACGUUGAAAUGAUGCCGCCGAAUGCUCCCCACUUGAACACCUCAUAGUACGGUAAUUAUGUAAUUGGCAUGCUCAGUGUGAUUGAGCAAUGUCUUGGAUCUAAUACUAUUAAUUUUGGGCCCUGAGAACCUUCACUGUGUAGAGAAAGAUGGCCACGAUAUAAUUAUUAUGGAGAAAACCAAUGGUCACAAAAACAGUGAAAACACUCUACAAGUAGUUUUUUUAAUCCCUACUUUCCUACUUUCCUACUUUCCUACUAUACUGUAUACUGGAUACUGGCAGUUUUGAAAAUCUAAUCUUUUACCUGAUGCCACUAAAUCAGUUGCGGCUUUUCAUCAACUCGGCCCGGUUAUAAUUUUUUUUAAAUAUUUUAGAAAAAACUAAAAUGCCUAAUUUCCUAAAAAAGGCCCAGCUAGUUUUUCUAAGAAUUCUUUGAAGUACAUUGCUUGUACAACUCCUGGACUCUCUUUUUUUAGACGUAGGCUUGUGCUUUCAGAGCCACGUAUAUGCAUGUUUAGCGGACAUGAGAGUGAUAGCAUGUUCUCCGAAUACACCAGAACCUUUGCUCGUGU
Messenger RNA from Sycon ciliatum, 6529 nucleotides. RefSeq names its product TBC1 domain family member 2B-like. Gene Ontology annotation, molecular function: protein binding. Bases 826 to 5511 code for a protein of 1561 amino acids. NCBI's taxonomy places the organism in Eukaryota, Metazoa, Porifera, Calcarea, Leucosolenida, Sycettidae. The transcript has 41 exons. The record is from RefSeq and is a predicted model, not a curated record.